Molecule: messenger RNA, 378 nt
Organism: Paramuricea clavata
Lineage: Eukaryota; Metazoa; Cnidaria; Anthozoa; Malacalcyonacea; Plexauridae
Source: the annotation of a GenBank genome assembly
CUUGCAAAGAGGAAAGUGAGCAAAUACACGUAUCCGGGAAAAUCUGCAGAAGACAUCGAAGCAGAACUUAGAACAAUCAAAGUCAAUUCGACGCCCUCGCACAUAAUUAUUCACGCUGGGACAAAUAAUAUACCAGCUGAUUCAGCUGAGGUAUGUGUGGGGAAAAUUGAAAGCCUUGUUCUUAAGAACAAAUCCAAAUUUCCAGAUUCAAAAAUUGGAGUAUCGGGAAUCACGAUGAGACAAGAUAUCGAAGUGGGGCAAAAUAUCAAACAAGUCAACAAAAAACUAGAGGAUUUUUCUAAAAAUCAUAACGUCUCGUUUAUUGACAAUUCCAGCAUCAACAACACAUGUUUGAAUGGCAGUAGUCAGGUCUCUUAG